Paraglomus brasilianum is the source of this 1803-nucleotide messenger RNA. The record is from the annotation of a GenBank genome assembly. Lineage: Eukaryota; Fungi; Glomeromycota; Glomeromycetes; Paraglomerales; Paraglomeraceae.
AUGUUGGCAGUUAUUAGCAUAGACAAACCGAUACGAAAGCAUCAGAAUGCUGCUGACAACAGAAGAUCGGUCAUUUAUGACAUAUGGCAGCUGGUCAAGCCCGACUUGCUACUACUAAUCACAGUUGUAAUUACCGCUAUUGCCGCCGCGGUGACAAACUUAGCGACACCAAAGAUUACCGGAGAAUUGAUCAAUAUUAUAGCCGAGUCUAUCAGCAAAGGAUCUCUUGUUUUGGAUGAUCUCAAAGAACCUGCCAUGAAGCUGUUGGCGUUAUUCGGAAUUCAAGGAUUCCUGACAUUUCUUCAUAUCUCGUUUGUGACUAUUCUCGGCGAGAAUAUGGCAAAGCGUCUCAAGCAUCAGUUGUUUUCUGCUAUUAUCCAUCAAGAUAUUGCAUUCUUCGAUAAAUAUAGAUCCGGAGAAUUGGUUAGUAGGCUGACCACCGAUGUUCAUGAAUUCAAGCAUACGUUUAAACAGAUCAUUACUUUGGGUCUAAAGGCUGUCACUCAGACAAUUGGAUCGGCAGUUACUCUGUUACGUAUCUCGAAAUCGCUAACAUUCACUCUGUGCGCCACCAUGCCUGUUAUUUACGCAUUGCUUAACGCCUAUGGAGCGUAUCUGCGAGAACUAUCGAAAAGGGCCAGAUCUAUAGAUGCCAUUGCUUCGGGUAUUGCUGGCGAGGGCAUUUCCAAUAUCCGUACAGUACGUGCUUUUGCAGCCGAAGCAAGAGAAACGGAAUUCUAUAGUGAAGUAUGUAAAGACGUUGCUAAAUCCAACAUAUUACUGGGAUACAAUGUGGGUCUAUUCCAAGGCAUGACCAAUUCGACAAUAGGAUGUAUGGUGCUCAUCGUCUUAUACUACGGAGGGUCACUUGUGGUAAAGAACGAAAUUAGUGGUGGAGAUCUCAUGAAUUACAUGAUUUCGGUACAAUCAACUCAAAAAUCUCUUGUAUCACUUGGAGUUCUCUUUGGUCAGACAAUCAAGGCAGCGGCUUCAGCAAACCGCGUAUUCGAGUUUAUACACACGGAACCUACUAUUCCUCUAGCGGGUGGGAUUGAGCCAGAUCAUGUGAAAGGCGAUCUUGAGUUUCGCAAUGUCAACUUUAGGUAUCCGACACGGCCAGAUCAAUUAAUACUCAAGAAUUUCAAUCUAAGGAUCCCAAGUGGAACCAUGGUCGCGUUAUGCGGACCAUCAGGAUCAGGAAAGAUCGAACGCUUUUAUGACCCAGAUGCCGGUGAAAUUAUCCUCGACAACAUAUCAUUACCAUCACUCGAUCCCAGCUGGCUGAGACGUCACAUUGGGUAUAUCAAUCAAGAACCUGUCCUAUUUGCCACUACCAUUUAUGAAAACAUUCGCUAUGGGAAACCAGACGCCAGUAGAGAAGAGGUUGAGGAAGCGGCAAGAAAAGCUAAUGCGGCUGAUUUCAUUGAGGGAUUUCCAGCCGGAUACGAUACUGUACUUGGCGAACGGGGAGUUACUUUGUCUGGAGGUCAACGACAAAGGAUCGCAAUUGCACGUGCUAUUCUGAAAGAUCCCAAGAUACUGAUAUUGGAUGAAGCGACGAGCGCAUUAGAUCAAUCAGAGAAGCUUGUACAAGAGGCUCUUGAUAAACUCAUGAAAGGUCGAACUGUUGUUGUCAUAGCACACCGGCUAUCUACAAUACAAUCUGCUGACUUGAUUGUUGUUAUGGGACGCAACGUGGGCAACGUGAUCGAGCAAGGCACGCAUCGCGAACUGUUGAAGAAGAAGGGAGCGUAUUUCCGACUUUACAACCAGCUAGCAAUGGAUAAUGAUAUGUUGUUAUGA